Messenger RNA from Entrophospora sp. SA101, 273 nucleotides. The record is from the annotation of a GenBank genome assembly. NCBI's taxonomy places the organism in Eukaryota, Fungi, Glomeromycota, Glomeromycetes, Entrophosporales, Entrophosporaceae.
AUGGAUUGGCUCUUUAAAGAACUUGCAAGUAAUCAAAAUUUGAAGGAGAAUUAUGGUUAUAUAAUUUUGAAAGGUCUGGAAAGAUUACCUAGUAAGGAGAUCAAGAGUGAACUUAGUGAAAUUACAUUAACCACAAAUUAUUUAGAUUGUAUAAUGAAGGGAACCUUCCAUCAUCCGGACAAACACAACGUCCAAUGGCCUAAUACGGCUCUAAAUGAAAGUAAAUUUGAAGGUGCAGAUAUUAGUGUAAUAGGUUUUCAAUGUGUUGAAUAA